AUGUCACCAACUUUUAAUCCAGGUAUAAAAUCAAAAUCAAAAGACAUAGUACUAGUUCAAAAAUAUAACAUUAAAACCAAAAAUCAUAUCAAAAGAGGAGAUAUCAUAAUGUUUAGAUCACCUUUAGAUCCAGAAAAAUUAUUAACUAAAAGAGUAAUCGGUGUGAAUAAUGAUAUAAUUUUCCCCAAAUCAACUUAUCCCAAAUCAGAAGUUAAAAUUCCAAGAAAUCAUUAUUGGGUUGAAGGUGAUAAUGUACAUUCUAUAGACUCUAAUGAGUUUGGACCUAUAAGUAAAGGUCUUGUGGUGGGGAAAGUUAUUUUAGUUUUGUGGCCAUUAAAUAGAUUUGGUCAUGAUAUAAAUAAAAGUUUUUGA
This is a messenger RNA of Lodderomyces jiufengensis, 372 nucleotides long. RefSeq names its product endopeptidase catalytic subunit (gene IMP2). The transcript has a single exon. Gene Ontology annotation, biological process: mitochondrial respiratory chain complex assembly. NCBI's taxonomy places the organism in Eukaryota, Fungi, Ascomycota, Pichiomycetes, Serinales, Debaryomycetaceae. Gene Ontology annotation, cellular component: mitochondrial inner membrane peptidase complex. The coding region runs from base 1 to 372 and encodes 123 amino acids. The record is from RefSeq and is a predicted model, not a curated record. Gene Ontology annotation, molecular function: serine-type endopeptidase activity.